AUGGCAUUGUUGGGUCCUAGCAGACUGGCAGGGCAGUUUUUUCCAUGGUUUUUCCAGCAUUUUCCAGCCACAGCUGAGGUUUGUCUGGCUCAUCACGUUUUACGAGGUCCUCCUCAAGUUGGUCUCUCGCGGCAGAACCGGCUCCUCAACGAGAAGGAGCUCCUCGAGGAGUUGAUGAGUUUGCGCUUUUGGGUCGGGCGGCUGGGAUCGGGCCACGUUUGGAUCUAG
This is a messenger RNA of Cladocopium goreaui, 228 nucleotides long. The record is from the annotation of a GenBank genome assembly. Lineage: Eukaryota; Dinophyceae; Suessiales; Symbiodiniaceae.